UUAUAGCUAUAGUCCUUUUCACUGUAUCACACGCCAUGGGGGCUGGGUGAUUGUGCUGAAUUUAUGCUCCUCAUACUGUGUCGACUUUUGAUGCAGUGAGUGUGUCACGUACAGCUUUCUAUAUAUACUUCUACAUACAGUAACUAUGUGGACUAUUUAUCGGCCAUUUAAUACAUGCAUGCACAACAGGAUUUUAUACCUGAGCGCUUACACACCAGUAAACAAGAUAAGGCAAGCAGUUGGAUUAAGCAGGCCAAUUAAAGUCUUCAGAGGUGGAAACUUGUGUCCAUUGCAAUAUCAAGAAGAUAAUUAAUAUUGUGUAACACUUUGUCAUUCAGUGGAUUAUCAUUCAUGUGACACAAGUUGGAACCCUCUAUGGGCCCCAAGACCACGGCUCAGUGGUUCAAGUAGUGUGUCUUAUUCAAUGACAAACUUUUUCUGGGCUGGUAGAAAAUAAGUAAGGGGAGGAAUUCCCAUCAACUAAAACAGUCUACAUACUGAAAGUGAAACUGUGGUUUGUGUUGCAGUGUUGAUACUGAGGCUACCUGGAUAUAGUGAUUAAAUAUUAUAAUCUAGUGCCGACGAGUAUUGGGAGUAUAGUGAACUAGGGAUUGAGACUAUCAGACCAUGUGUAGUUGUAAUUCUGUUUGGAUUAUGUUGAUAUAAUGUCCUUGUAUUAAGAUAGAGAAGAUCAUUGAGUGAGGAGUAUAUAUUACACGUUGUCUCGUUGUGUGGAUUCUUGUGAGAUAAAAUGCCAGUUCGGGACAGGUUACUAGAGUUUGAAGCCAAGAGGGAUCAGUAUGAAAGGGAAAGUAUGCGAGGAAAGAAAGGGAAAAAAUCAAAGAAAGAAGAAGAAGAUGAUCUGUCUUUGCCUGGGUUUCUGGAGAAAGUGAAGGGAAUGGAAGGAAAGCUGGCCCUGCUUAAAGCAGAUGUCAGCGAACUCAAGAAAAUGCAGAACACUUUGUACUGCGCCCCCAAAGUGUUAGAAUCAGACCUCCAGAAGAUGGAGAACUUGGCUGAGCAGAUUCUGUCCAGCUCCAUCACUAUCAGAAAAGACAUAGAACUGUUGUCGUCUGCUGGCACGGACCAAAAGUCCCAGAAAAAAGGACUGAUUAUGUCAAACGCUGAACAGAGGGUCCAGAGCCUGCAGAUAGAAAGACUUUCACAUGAACUGCGAACAACCAUGAAUGACUUCCGUAGCAGCCAAGCCAGUUAUUUGGAAAGAACUAAGGCCAGGCUAAACAAACAGAGACAAAUCGUGGGGGACCCUCAAUAUGAUGUGAACACAAACUCUGUACACCUCGACAUGAACUUUCAGAACCCAUCUGCCGUUUUCAUUGAUCCAUAUUUUCAGGAAUCCCAGAAAGCCAUCUCAGAGCUUCAAGAUCUCCAGGACCGAGAGAGAGAACUGAACGACCUUGAGAGCCAAAUUCACGAGGUCAACAUGUUGUUCAAGGAGAUGCAUGGCAUGGUACAAGACCAGGGCAAAAUGGUAGACAAUAUUGAGAAACACGUAGAGCAGGCGGUUAGUGAGGUUCAGAGUGGAAAUCAGCAACUGGAGGAGGCCCAGAAGAGUCAGUGUGCCGCACGGAAGAAAAAGAUCAUCUGUUUCUCCAUCCUCAUCACCGUUAUUGUCAUUGUUGUCAUCAUCAUUGUCAUAACCAUGACUGACAAUAGUGAUUCAGGAUAAAACAUUGAUUCAGAGAUUCCUAACAUUCAUACAUCAUGGACCAUGUGCAUUGAAGAAAGUCAUAAUAAAAACACACUUAAUUUA
Magallana angulata is the source of this 1774-nucleotide messenger RNA. Its product is annotated as syntaxin-like. Bases 752 to 1690 code for a protein of 312 amino acids. Gene Ontology annotation, molecular function: SNARE binding; SNAP receptor activity. The record is from RefSeq and is a predicted model, not a curated record. The transcript has a single exon. Gene Ontology annotation, cellular component: membrane; SNARE complex; endomembrane system. NCBI's taxonomy places the organism in Eukaryota, Metazoa, Mollusca, Bivalvia, Ostreida, Ostreidae. Gene Ontology annotation, biological process: intracellular protein transport; vesicle fusion; vesicle-mediated transport.